AAGUCAAAUGUCAUUUUGAUAAAAAUCCACAAUAUUCACGAUUUUCGACUUUAUUCCGAGCCUACAACAAACUCUCAUCGUAAAUCUGCUAGUUCUACGUGACAUUUAGAACGUACACCAUGGCUGGUCCCAACCCCUACAGUAACCUCCUACGUACGGUGGAGAUCCAUGGCAAGACAUACAAGUAUUACGACUUGGCCUCCUUCGGUGAUAAAUACAACCGCCUCCCAUACAGCAUCAGAGUGCUGCUCGAGUCAUGUGUGCGCAACUGCGACAACUUCCAAGUGUUAGAGAAGGAUGUCAACAACGUGCUAGAGUGGGAGAAAAACCAGGCCGUGGAAGGGGGAGUAGAGAUCGCUUUCAAACCCGCCAGGGUGAUAUUGCAGGACCUAACAGGGGUGCCAGCGGUGGUAGAUUUCGCGGCGAUGCGCGCCGCUGUGCGCGAGCUCGGUGGCAACCCUGACAAGAUCAACCCCAUCUGCCCCGCAGACUUAGUCAUCGACCAUUCAGUGCAGGUCGACUUCGCUAGGACACCUGAUGCUUUGAACAAGAACCAGGAAUUGGAAUUCGAAAGAAACAAGGAAAGAUUCCAGUUUUUAAAGUGGGGUGCGCAAGCUUUUGACAACAUGUUGAUCGUCCCACCAGGAUCUGGCAUCGUCCACCAGGUGAAUUUGGAAUACUUGGCCCGCGUGGUAUUCUCCAAAGAUAUGCUGCACCCAGACUCCGUCGUCGGCACCGACAGUCACACAACUAUGAUUAACGGACUUGGUGUUGUCGGCUGGGGUGUUGGAGGUAUCGAAGCAGAGGCAGUAAUGUUGGGUCAGGCCAUAAGUAUGCUGCUGCCGAAAGUGGUCGGAUACCGCCUCAUCGGGGAACUGAACCCACUGACCACCUCCACCGACCUUGUGCUCACCAUCACCAAGCACCUCCGCUCUCUCGGCGUGGUCGGCAAAUUCGUCGAGUUCUUCGGCCCCGGCGUGUCGGCCCUCAGCAUCGCGGACCGAGCCACCGUAGCCAACAUGUGUCCUGAGUUCGGGGCCACCGUGGCGCACUUCCCGGUUGACGCUAGAUCACUGCAGUACCUAGCGCAGACUAACCGCACUCAAGAGAAGAUCGACAUCAUAGAGGCGUACCUGCGAGCCACCAACCAGUUCAGGGACUACAAUGACCCCUCACAGGACCCCAUCUUCUCUGAGAUAGUCGAGCUGGACCUGUCCACCGUCGUGACGUCAGUUAGCGGCCCCAAGCGGCCGCAGGACCGCGUCUCUGUCUCUAACAUGAAGAAGGACUUCCAGGAGUGCCUCAGCAACAAGGUUGGCUUCAAAGGCUACGGCCUGAGCCCGGCGCAGCUAGACACGUCAGCCAGCUUCACAUACAGCGACGGAGCCACGUAUACGAUCCGACACGGAUCCGUGAUCAUAGCGGCCAUCACCUCCUGCACCAACACCUCCAACCCGAGCGUCAUGCUGGGCGCAGGUAUGCUGGCGAAGAAAGCCGUGGAGAAUGGCCUGAGCGUAUUGCCUUACAUCAAGACUUCCCUGUCACCUGGCUCUGGAGUUGUCACGUAUUACCUCAGGGAAUCUGGAGUGGUACCGUACUUGGAGAAGUUAGGGUUCGACAUCGUCGGGUAUGGCUGCAUGACCUGUAUCGGCAACUCUGGACCCAUCGAUGAUAACAUAGCCAACACCAUUGAGAAGAACGAGCUGGUGUGCUGCGGCGUCCUCUCCGGCAACCGCAACUUUGAAGGCCGCAUCCAUCCCAACACGCGGGCCAACUAUCUCGCCUCUCCCCUAUUGGUCAUCGCCUACGCUUUGGCUGGCACUGUCGAUAUCGACUUUGAAAGUCAACCACUGGGUAAACGUGCCGAUGGCAGUCCGGUGUUCUUGCGCGACAUCUGGCCCACCAGGGCCGAGAUCCAGGAGGUGGAAAACAAACACGUCAUCCCCAACAUGUUCAAAGAGGUGUACGAGAAGAUAGAGCUGGGGUCACCUUCCUGGCAGGCCCUGGACGUGCCGAAGGGCAAGCUGUACGGCUGGGACCCCAACUCGACCUACAUCAAGAGACCGCCUUUCUUCGACGGGAUGACCAAGGAGCUGGGCACCAUUAGUGACAUAGAGAACGCCCGCUGCCUGCUGCUGCUCGGCGACUCGGUGACCACCGACCACAUCUCGCCCGCCGGAGCCAUUGCGCGGAACUCCCCCGCGGCGCGCUACCUCGCUGGCCGAGGGUUAACCCCCCGCGAGUUCAACUCAUAUGGUUCUCGUCGAGGCAACGACGCCAUCAUGUCGCGCGGAACGUUCGCGAACAUUCGCAUCGUGAACAAGAUGGCGCCCGCGCCCGGACCCAGGACCACACACUAUCCCAGCGGGGACCUCAUGGAUAUCUUCGAUGCGGCUGACAGAUACGCGCAAGAGAAGGUGCCCCUGAUCGCCAUCGUGGGCAAGGACUACGGCUCGGGCUCCAGCCGCGACUGGGCCGCCAAGGGACCCUACCUAUUGGGCAUCAAAGCGGUGAUCGGCGAAUCUUUCGAGCGCAUCCACCGCUCCAACCUGGUGGGCAUGGGCAUCAUGCCGCUGCAGUUCCUGCCCGGGGACUCCGCCGACGGCCUCGGCCUCACGGGGGCGGAGCGCUACAGCCUGAAGGUGCCGAAGGACCUCUCACCGGGACAGCACAUCACUGUGCAGGUGGACAACGGCAAGUCGUUCCAAGUGAUCGCGCGCUUCGACACGGAGGUGGACCUCACAUACUUCCGCAACGGAGGCAUCCUGAACUACAUGAUUAGGAAGAUGCUGUAGGCACAUUACAUAUCUCGCAGUAGUAUGGUUUUGUUGCCGAAAUAGCUACAUAUUACAUAUGUCGCAGUAGUAUGUUUUUUUAUAGGAGGGGGUUGAUGAUUCCGAACUACUUUAACCAUAUAUUCCGGUAUACGCAUUCGGUGGUUAAAAUGAAGACCUUAUUUGGUUAAAAAUAAAAGAAAACUGUGUUGAUACGUUGUUGUACUCGUGUUAUCUACAAAUUCCAAGAUUAAGACUAAGAUCUGGACAGAAGAUUGAAUGUAAACGAUUUAUUUGUGUAAAACCUAUACAUUUUCAUUUAAGGUGCUUUAGAAUAACAUCGAAAGCGGGGUAAUUUUGAAAAUCGCAAAAUUUACUUAACUAGAAGCACUAUCUACUGUAGCAACAUACGCAAGAUGCCUUGAUAAGCUUUGCGGUAACACUAGUGUUGCCUAUAGGCAAUUUCCAAUUUCUUUAUCCAAUGUCAGUGCGUUCACUCUCUCAUUAAAGAAAAUGUGAGACGCAAUACACAUUGAACAAAGAAAUUGGAUAGGUGGAAUACCACCCUAAGUAUGAAAUACCUCUAGUUUUGUAGAUAUCAGCGAUUUUCAAACUUUGUAUUUGAUUGUAUUUAUAACAAGAAUUUCGAAACAAUUGAAUGACAAUUGUUAUUUUUGUAAUCGAAUUUCUCAAUAUACUUCCAAAAGGCACCUUUAUGCUUGUUUGUAAUCCAUCAUUAACGAUUAUAAUUAUAACACAAGAUUCUGCUGUUUUAUAUAAUUUUCAAACAUUGAUUUUUUUUCAUUCGUAUCUAAUUGUGUAGACGCAAAUUUCAUCACUUUCAAGACUAAUUUUGUAUUUCUUUUCUUUUUUUAACUUUGAUUUUUAUUUGUUGCUAUACAAAACGUUAUUGUUAUUUUAUUUACUGCCACUAAGUAUAUUUUUAUCUUCACUGUGUAAACGGUAUAGUGUUUAUAUUUUCAUGCAAUUGUUUUAUACUUCGGCACACCCAGUUUGUCAGUGGAAAAAGGGGGAAGAUUUAAAAAUUGUAGGCGCGAGGGGUCUCACAUAGAAAAUUUGAAUUUCGCGCCUUUUUCUACUGACAAACUGGGUGUGCCAGAGUAUAAUUAGUAUGUAGCAAUAAAAUGGUUUGUGUAAAUCUUAAAAUCAUGGGCUUAAGGCUGGUUUUUAUAUUUUUUACUUUAAUAAUAGUUACUACUGGUAAGUAAAAUAUUUUGUAUUUUAAUGGAAUAAACAGAUAUUUUAUUAA
Molecule: messenger RNA, 4044 nt
Organism: Cydia fagiglandana
Lineage: Eukaryota; Metazoa; Arthropoda; Insecta; Lepidoptera; Tortricidae
Product: cytoplasmic aconitate hydratase-like
Exons: 22
Coding region: 120-2795 (891 amino acids)
Biological process (GO): tricarboxylic acid cycle; citrate metabolic process
Cellular component (GO): mitochondrion; cytosol
Molecular function (GO): 4 iron, 4 sulfur cluster binding; aconitate hydratase activity; iron-responsive element binding
Source: RefSeq, a predicted model, not a curated record